This is a messenger RNA of Salvelinus sp. IW2-2015, 3843 nucleotides long. Its product is annotated as serine/threonine-protein kinase PRP4 homolog. The record is from RefSeq and is a predicted model, not a curated record. NCBI's taxonomy places the organism in Eukaryota, Metazoa, Chordata, Actinopteri, Salmoniformes, Salmonidae. Gene Ontology annotation, molecular function: ATP binding; protein serine/threonine kinase activity. Gene Ontology annotation, biological process: mRNA cis splicing, via spliceosome; peptidyl-threonine phosphorylation; peptidyl-serine phosphorylation.
UUGAAGGAAGGACCCCCGCCUUCCCCGGCUGAGGAAAAUGGCCGACGUAGAGAUGGAAAUCGAGUCUACAAGAAUGAAUAAUAAUGGGAACGAACACGUGAAAGAAGAUUUGGAGAGCAAUGAGAAGAGUGGGAGUGAGGAGGAGAGUGUUGAAAAUUCUGAAGAAGAAGAGGACGAUAAAGAGGUCAGAGAGGGGGAAGCUGAAAUAAAUGGAGAAAAGACAGCAGAGGGGUCCAAACAUUACAGCAGUGGCAGCAAACACAAGAAAAAGAAACACAAACACCGCAGCAAGCACAAAAAACACAGACACGCCUCUGAAGAGGACAAGGACCGCAAGCGCAAACAUAGACACAAACACAAGAAACACAAACGUAAAGAUGGCUCCUCUCCAUCCGCCCCUGGCAUCAACAGCUCCUCUAGCCACAGAAAAACGGACAUAUCCCCUGUAUCUGACGACAAGGCUUUAUUGGAGGAGUUGGAGAAACAGAGGGCCAUGAUCAAAGCAGAGCUAGACAGCCAGAUGAUGGAGGGGGGCAAGGUGCAGUCAGGCAUGGGCCUCAUCCUACAGGGUUAUAACUCUGGCUCUGAGGAGGGAGAUGGAGAUGGGGGGGUCCGGAAUGGGGAGCAGCACCAGAGGGACAGCAUGGCAAAGCCCCCCUCCCCGAGGGGUAGAAGUGGUAAAUCCAGACGGGACACCACAGAAGCAGGCAAGUCCAGCUCCAAGCGCCACAGUCGGAGCAAGUCCAGGGAGAGGACCGGCAAGGAGUCCAAGUCAGACAAAACGACCAAAGGCACCAAAAACACCACCGCCAAAGAACGUGGCCGCAGCAAAUCAAAAGAGAGGAAACGCUCCCAGAGCAGGUCCAAAGAGAGAAGCAAGACGUCUCCUUCCCCCUCCAGCAGGAGAUCAGAGCAGAGAGGCGGCCGCUUGGACAAACGCUCCUCGCCCCAGAACGAUGACAGACCAAACGCGGUGCACAGCAGCCGGAGGUCCAGAUCACGGGAGCGCCCAGGACGAUCGGAGGCAGAGAAAGAGCCAGACAAGAGGCCGACCAAGUCCCCGUUUAAGGACACCUCGUCAGGGAAAGAGAAUCGCUCUCCCCAAAGGCGAGGAGGAAGGGAGCUCAGCAGCCCCCAGAGGAGACGCAGCACCUCCCCACGCUCCACCAGAGACUCCCAACGGGCAUCAGCUUCAGCCUCCACCUCCAAACAGGGCUCUCCUUCCAGAGCAGCCAGGUCCCCAGCCAGGAGAGGCAGCAGUCGCUCCAUAGACGCCAGGAGGAGGGAUGCUGACAGACAGGGCUCCUCACCACUAAGGAAGCGAAUACGGCCAGAAGCAGGACCAGGGGGUAGAGCGAGGUCACGGGAGACCAGCCCCAGAGGUGCUCCACAAGGUCGCAGGAUGAGCCGCUCUCCCUUCAGAAGAAGGUCUCCCUCGCCCUUCCGGAGACGGAGUAGAUCUCCACUGAGACGCAGGUCACCAGAGAGGGACAGGUACGGCCGUCUCAGACAGUACGGCAGGCGCUCCAAUUCCCGGGACCGGGACAGGAGGAGGAGACAUGGCCGGGACGAGGACAAAUUCAAGGGCAGCCUCUCUGAGGGCAUGAAGGCCGACAAGGAGUCCUCCGAAGAGGAAGUGUUCGAGGACUUUGACGGUGAGGAGGUGGAUGAAGAGGCCCUCAUAGAGCAGCGCCGCCAGCAGCGCCUAGCUAUCGUCCAGAAAUACCGUGGCGGCAACGAGGACAGCAUGACGUCUAUGGCGUCGGAUCCCAGUAGCCCCCAGAGCAGCACGCGGAGCCGCUCGCCCUCACCAGACGACAUCCUGGAGCGCGUGGCGGCCGACGUGAAGGAGUACGAGCUGGAGAACCUGGACACGUUUGAGGAGAACAUCAAGGCCAAGCAAGGCCUCAUCACACACGAGAAGGACGGACCCAAAAAGCCCUCGGCCCCGGAUAUGUUUACAGAAUCGGACGACAUGUUUGAAGCAGCCAUUGAUAGUGCCAGGAUGAGAGCAGCAGGUGUGGGGGGGAAGGACUUCAAAGAGAACCCCAACCUCCGGGACAACUGGACCGACGCAGAGGGUUACUACCGUGUGAACAUCGGGGAGACGCUGGACAAGCGCUAUGACGUGUAUGGCUACACAGGCCAGGGAAUGUUUAGCAAUGUGAUCAGGGGCAGGGACACGGCCCGCGCCGGACAGGAUGUGGCUGUCAAGAUCAUCCGCAACAACGAGCUCAUGCAGAAAACUGGCCUGAAGGAGCUGGAGUUCCUCAAGAGGCUCAACGACGCCGACCCCGACGACAAGUUCCACUGCCUGCGCCUCUUCAGACACUUCUACCACAAGCAGCACCUGUGUCUGGUGUUUGAGCCCCUCAGUAUGAACUUGCGCGAGGUGUUGAAGAAGUAUGGUAAGGAUGUGGGCCUCCACAUCAAGGCUGUCCGCUCCUACACCCAGCAGCUCUUCCUGGCCCUCAAGCUCCUCAAACGGUGCAACAUCCUCCACGCUGACAUCAAGCCCGACAACAUCUUGGUGAAUGAGUCGAAGACCAUCCUGAAACUCUGCGAUUUUGGCUCGGCAUCCCACGUGGCGGACAACGACAUCACGCCGUACCUCGUCAGCAGAUUCUACAGAGCUCCCGAAAUCAUCAUUGGGAAGCCGUACGACUACAGCAUAGACAUGUGGUCGGUGGGCUGCACCCUAUACGAACUCUACACAGGCAAGAUCCUGUUCCCCGGCUCCUCCAACAACCACAUGAUCAAACUUGCCAUGGACCUCAAGGGCAAGAUGCCCAACAAGAUGAUCCGGAAAGGCCUGUUCAAAGACCAGCACUUUGAUCAGAACCUCAACUUCCUCUACAUUGAAGUAGACAAAGUGACUGAAAGGGAGAAGGUGACAGUGAUGAGCACCAUCAACCCCACCAAGGACCUGUUGUGUGACAUGGUGGGGGGCCAGCGGCUGCCCGAGGAGCAGAGGAAGAAGGUCCUGAUCCUCAAAGACCUGAUCGACAGCACGCUGAUGCUGGACCCGGCCAAACGCAUCAGUAUCAACCAGGCCCUGCAGCACCCCUUCAUCCAGGAGAAAAUCUGACCUCAGACCAGCUCACACUAUACCACUAGCCUGUUUCCAGAUCCAUUUGUGCUGUCUCGCCAAUUAUGGUCAUUCUGAUGUCAAUUGCAUGACAACAACAACAGUUGGCAAAACAGCACAAAACAGAUCUGGGACCAGGCUACUAUACCACCACCACCCAGAGCAGCGAUGUCAGGUCGAAUACUGCAGUAUGGCAGCCAAAAAGACAAGACCAGACUCCCCAUUAAGAAUGUUAUGGAUGUAUAUUUUUCCCUCCCCCCUAUUUUGAUUAUGAUGGGUACUAUAACCUGGUAUCUAGUUUUAUUGUAAAUAGGUCAUUGAAAAUUGACAUUCAAAAAAAUGUUUUAACUGGCAAUGAAAUGACAGAAAUUGAAAGAAUAUAAUUCCUGUAAAUAUGUCUAUUGCGUUGUUGGAAGAAUCAGAGUGUUCAGUCAGUCUAGAAAUUUGGGUCGUGUACUAUUUGGGUCAAGAAGAUGAUACAUAAUGGCACAUCUUCUGCAGUUUCUUUUUUAUGAUUACAAACAUUGCUCAUUCUGCUACGAUGCAUGCUUUUGAAUGUGCAUUCUUUCGUUGUGCCCUAGACGUGUGUAGCGCAGGCCUGUGUAAUGUAAAUGCUCUGUGUGUGUAGCAGCAUUUAUGUCCCAUAUGUUAUGGCAGCACAAGCCCCAUUUCACAGGUCCCAGGCCUGUGCUUAAGGAAUGGACUCAACAGUAGUACUGUACUCCCCUCAGAACAAUAGGAAUGUUCCAUUUCAA